GACAAUUUGUGGGCAGAUCCUCAGGAGAAGAUAUACCAAUAUAUACCAAGAUAUACACCGGACUCAAUCUCCACACCUGGAGUACCCACAGACUGUUGACCUGUCAGAUCCUCUGUCUCACAUCUGGCUGCACAUCUGGACUCGUUGAGUCCCUCCGUGAUGGACCCGCUGGCCGUCCUAAAGCCGGAGGAGCUGCUGCGCUUCUUCCAUCGUCACAAAACAGAGAUGUCCUGCAUGAAGAACCCGGGCACGUUCCUCAGCCAACUGCGGGACCACGACCUGAUCCCAGAGGACAGGUACACGAAAGUGAGUCGCAUGAAGAAAAAAGAAAACAUGAGGAAAGCCCUGUAUGACCUGCUGGACUGGGUGGAGCGGGAGCGAUCCCAGCACAUCCGCCUUUUCUGGAGCUGUGUUUUCAAAGACACCAUCCUGAACGUCUACCCAACCCUGCGACGGCUGCAUAAAAGCCUCAUGGACGAUAAAAGGAAGGAGCUCUCUGAAGUUGAGGAGGAAGAGGAGAAGCAGGUGAACUCAGUGAAAAAGAAGAGGAAGCGGUCCACGAGGAGCAUGUUUGAGGAUGAUGAUAAGGAGCAGCAGCCCGGUCCUUCCUCUCAGCUGACUCCACGUCGGAGGAAAAAGCCAGAGAAAGUCAAUUCUCCUAUGAAGAAAGGAACGAAAAGGGACGUUCUGAUUUUGCCACUUCCUAGGACUCAGCUUCCUGUGACCUGUGGAUCCAAGAAGGGGAUUCUGAGCAGGGGGCGCCUGGCGAAAGGGGAGAAGUGCAUUAUGUCCCAGAAACAGUGGCUUACUCCCAGUGCAUUUGAGAAGUUUGCAGGGAAGGAAAGCUCAAGGAACUGGAAGAUAAGCAUUAAGUAUAAGGGUUACACCCUGGCAAGCUUAAUAAAGGACAGGCACCUGAAAUCCGCAACAUUCAAAAGAUGCCAUAAAACCAAAUCAAGACAGGCCAAGAGAUCCCUGAUUCCAUGUGAUGGUGCAACCACAGUGUCUAAGGAAGAUGAAGAGGAUGAUGAUGAUGAUGAUGAUGAUGAUGAUGAUGAUGAUGAUGAUGAUGAUGAUGAUGAUGAUGUUGAUGAUGAUGAUGAUGAUGAUGAAAAUGAGGAGGAUGAUCUGGAAACACAGAAGGACCGGGUUUCUGAUAGCAACAAAGACAAUUCUACAGACGUCACAGAUGAAGACGGAGCGACUGAGAACCAGCCGGAGCCAGAAGUGGGCAAAGUCUUCAAAGUGACAUGUGGAGGUGAAGCUGGGACUUUACACCAAAAACGAUUUGCAUCAGGGACUCGUGGAAAGUGUAUUCGAACAGAGAAGAGCUGGUUGACCCCCAAAGAGUUUUUAAAGGAGGCAUUAAGUCAGAAGAGCUGGAAGAAAGACAUUGUGUGUAAAGGAAAACCAAUCUGUGCUCUCAUAGAGGCUUCAGUCUUGAAGAUCCACUCCCCGCUGUGUGAGUGCAGUCGGUGCAGCCAAAAUAAAACAGAUCUGGAGGACCAGGAAAACGACGAUGAGUGCUGUGUGUGUAAAAGAGAGCAAGACCUGGUGCUGUGUGAUUCUUGCCCUUGUUCCUUCCACCAGAAAUGUCACCUCCCACAUGUAAAGGACAACCUUUUGAGGGACGACAGGCCGUGGAUGUGUACGUUCUGUGUAACCACUCAGCGGCAGUACGGUGAUAAGCUGAAAAUGACAGCAGCCCUCAAACACCAGAUCUCAGAACACAUACUGGAAUGUCAGUAUCUAGUCCUGCGUCUGUUCAGAGCUGAUGACCCUCGCCUCUAUUUGGAAAGUAACUCCACAUAUGUCCAGACUCCGAUGAGGCUGGAAAAAGUUACAGAGAAACUCCAGGGGAAAGAAUACGGAACGGUUGGAGAUUUUGUGUCUGACGUCAAACUCAUAUUCACCAACUGUGCCGUGUACAACCAUGCUAACCCUGAACUCCUCGCCCUGGGGGACAGACUGCAGCAGUUAUUUGACUCACAGUUCAAAGUCGUGUUUAACAUCGAUGAACAGAGCGGUGACUGAUGAGCAGGGAU
Limanda limanda (common dab) is the source of this 2045-nucleotide messenger RNA. RefSeq names its product nuclear body protein SP140-like protein. The transcript has 17 exons. Lineage: Eukaryota; Metazoa; Chordata; Actinopteri; Pleuronectiformes; Pleuronectidae. Gene Ontology annotation, molecular function: protein binding; DNA-binding transcription factor activity, RNA polymerase II-specific; DNA binding. The coding region runs from base 160 to 2034 and encodes 624 amino acids. Gene Ontology annotation, cellular component: nucleus. The record is from RefSeq and is a predicted model, not a curated record. Gene Ontology annotation, biological process: regulation of transcription by RNA polymerase II.